AUGCGCCUCUACCUCCUCCCAAUCUCCACCCGGCGCACCCUUCUCUACUGCCAAAAGCUCCAACCCCCAUCUGCCUCAGCGGCCGCCAUUAUCCCCGGCUCCUCCUCGUCUCCGUCUACAUCUACUACAACAAAACAGAAACAAUCAUGGGGCGAUUACAUCCAAACCAAAGCGGCCCUAACCUGGGCGUCCUGGGAGAAGAAGGAAUCCGGCUGGCAAAAGUCCGUCGUCGGUUACGGCAACCACUUGCUUAGGAAGCUGCCGUACGAAGAAUGGGCGCUGAAGAGUGUGCCACCUUUGACGAAGGCGCGGCAACGACAGCUUGAGGCCUUCUUACAGGAACAGGCGCAGGCGCAGGGAAAUUUUGAGAUGGAAUCAGCGGAGAAGGGAGGCAAGAGGGGGAAACUGGAUAUCGGCAAAGUAGAGGUGGUGUACCCAGCUGGACUGAUCACUGCCGAGAGAGUGCCGAGGAUAUUGCACAAGCUUGCGACGGAGAGGGAGGGUCAUCAUAAGAAGUUGUUCUGGUGGUGUGUGGCGGGGAUGCCGGUUACUAUUCCUAUUGGUAUCCUACCUUUAGUCCCAAACCUCCCCUUCUUCUACCUCUGCUACCGCGCCUGGUCCCACCACCGCGCCCUCUCCGGCGGCAAACACCUAUCCUACCUCCUCCAACACCCCUCGCGCCUCCUAUCCUUCCAUCCCUCGCCCAUCCUCGACGAGAUCUACUCCACCCAGCGCUUCCCGCUCCCUUUCACUCCCGAGCCGACCACCGGCCCCGAAGCGGAAACGGUUAGGCACCCGGAUCCGGUAAAGGUUAUCAAGGCGGUUAAUGGAAACAUCAAUACCACGGAAAAGACUGGUGGGGUGAACAUGGGUCAUGUCCUGGAGGAAGGAGAGGUGGAAGAUGGUGAAGUUUUGUUGCUGAGCCAGGAGAAUGGCAAGAGGAUGGUUAAGUUGCUGGAGGUGCCGGAGCUGGAGGUGGAGUUGGAGAGAGCGAUUUGGCAGGUUGAGACGGCGGUGGAGAAGAAGAAUAGGGAGAUUGGGGCGGAGGUUAGGGUGAAUGCGCCGACGGUGGAUGAUACCAAGAAGGAGAAGGAGAAGGCGCACUGA
Neurospora tetraspora is the source of this 1107-nucleotide messenger RNA. Its product is annotated as mitochondrial K+-H+ exchange-related-domain-containing protein. Gene Ontology annotation, cellular component: mitochondrial inner membrane. The transcript has 2 exons. The record is from RefSeq and is a predicted model, not a curated record. Gene Ontology annotation, biological process: proton transmembrane transport; potassium ion transport. Bases 1 to 1107 code for a protein of 368 amino acids. NCBI's taxonomy places the organism in Eukaryota, Fungi, Ascomycota, Sordariomycetes, Sordariales, Sordariaceae.